UAAGUACACCCAAGGAAUCUCUCGCUCUUUGACACCGUCUCAACAACACCCGGCACGCUUUUCUUACACAAAAAGGACGGUUUUCACAAAAGAUCAAAUCAUAAGUGUUUGGGUACAGUUUAUACAGAUGCUCAUGGAAAAUUGUGUCCGCAACACUUCAACUGGACAACCUACUGAUCUUUCGGACCCCGUAAGGCAAAAGGACCAAGUGCCGAGGUGCCUGGCCACACUUCCACACGUUUUGGACGUCGAAUAUAUUUUAAGUCAUAGCCCAAAUGGUAUCUGAAUAUGAGCCCGUUUCUAAAAGUGAUGCAGUUGUUUCUACUCAUGACAGCCACCGUUCUUGGCAUGCUAAUGCUUCUUCUCAUUACCCCAGAUCUAGAAGACUCGAUCUUGGCCGCCAUGAGGCGUUAUCACCAUAGCAAACAGUCUCCGACUCCAGCUCCGUUUAUUUCGACGGGAAGAAGUACCGAUGCCUACCAAGGAGGAGGAGGCGGCGGGAUGGUGGUCGAAUUGGACAGACGAAGAAAGGAAUUUUCACCAUGGCCCAAUUCGAGAGACUGUUCAAGGUUCAGAGUUCAGUUUGCCAGGCAGAAAAGUCUUCCGAUGACUGCUUUGGUCUCGUUCCCAGGGAGCGGGAACACAUGGCUGCGCUACCUUCUAGAAACUGCGACCGGCGUUUUUACCGGAAGCGUUUAUACGGAUCGUCAAAUUAUCAGUAAAGGUUUCUACGGAGAAGCGGUGCCGCCGGACUGCGGUUGCACUUCCGUGCAGAAGACGCACGGCUUCGCCCUGGCCGGUUUCGUCCCUCAGGAGAAGAAGAAAUCGGCCGAGGUCCUCUGGUUCAGAGGAAGGGCGAUUCUGCUCCUUCGCAACCCUUACGAAGCGUUGCUCUCAUACAGGAAUUUCCUCUACGGCGGUCAUACGGGCUUCGCGCCGAACGACAGGUUCAGGGGUCCAGAUUGGGAGAGAUUUGCGUUACGGCUUGCCGUUGUUUGGAAGGAGCUGGCUGCAACGUGGAUAAACAGUACACGAGGCGGUGAAGCGAUCGCAUUGCAUUUCGAACGUUUGAAGAUAAACCCAGAAACGUGUUUGCACACCGUUUUGUCAUUUCUGAACAUUGCCUGGGAUAGCCGAAGACUCUCUUGCGUCCUAUCGCACAUAGACGGACCCUUCAGAAGGCCACGUUCUCCCCAGAGCCUUAUAUUUGAUACCAGAGAUCCUUUCUCACCACGCCUUCACCUCCUUAUCGACGGCCUCAUACACGAGGUGAACGAUAUGCUCCUCAAGAGAGGAUGGGAACAAAUGCCUGUUCAUUUGUUCAAAUUUUACAAAGGAAACCAAACAAAACUGCGCAAGUCUCAAGUCUACUAGUAAAUUUUUUGUACAUAAAUGUAGAUGUAAAAAUAACAACGAACCGGAUGGUGGAUGUUGUAAGUUUGGAAUAUUUCGACUCCUGACUUUAAACGAAACAAGGGAAUUUAAAGUAUUUUGAUUUCACCAAUGAAAUAUUGGUUUUGUAAUAAAUUUUGCUAAUUAAAUUUAUAAAAAAAAAAUAGUGUAGAAAUCUCCAGUUAUUUAGUAGAAGCUUUUGUACAACCGGACAAACCGUUUGUUUUGAAACAUUUUCAAGGCAAAUUCGUUUUCCUAGCACUGACAAUAAUUUUUCACAUACAAUCUCUCGCUUAAAAUAAAAAUCUUGUAAUAUUAUAAAUUAAUACCCGUACACGAUUAUAGCAAUAUUACUGAAUAUGUUUUACUAAAUUUUGGUCAUAGGCACUAGAGAGGAGGAGAAUGAAUUGAUUUUCAAAUUUCCGCUUAAAAUAUAUUGUAAAAAUUAAAGACUCCAAUUGGGUAUUCAUUCCAAUUCGUAUUUUAUUGUCGGCCUUCUGAACUUUGUGGAGCAGUGUCAACAAUAAAAACAAAGUGCCUACGGAAUCGCCAAUUUUACUGAUGCAAAAUCGUUAUUAUUUUUAUAAUAGAUAUAUAAAAAUAUUUAAAAAAAAAAAGCUAUUGCCUUAUUCAUACUGUAAUUUAAAUGUUAACAAACGAGUGGAAAUGCUCUCAACACCAAUAAAUCAACAUAUAUUAGCUUAACAAUAUCGUUUUAAUAUUAAUUGAAUACUUCCAAUAAAAUUAACACUAUCGACCACUUUAUAAAGCUAGUCUUACAAUCCAGUGGUCGCCAAAUGGCGUUCCAUAAAGCUAUGACCCAGUGGACACCACAUCGAGUUUUAUUAGGCAAAAGUCCAAUUACGCAGCUGAAGCCACUUGGCGUUUCAUAAUGCGAGUUCUAUUAUGAGUCUGGCGCCACUUGGCGUUUUAUAAUGCGAGUUCUAUUAUGAGUCUGGCGCCACUUGGCGUUUCAUAAUGCGAGUUCUAUUAUGCGUCUGGCGCCACUUGGCGUUUCAUAAUGCGAGUUCUAUUAUGCGUCUGUCGCCACUUGGUGUUAUACAGAGGUAGUCUAACAAUCAAGUGGACGCCACAUAGGCUGUUCGAAAGCGAGUUCUUUUACGUGUCGGACGCCACUUGGCAUUUUAUACAGCUAGUCUUACAACCCGGGGACGCCACAUAGGGUUUUAUAAAGCCACAUGGCGUUUCGUAGGGUAUUCCUAUUACCAGUCGGACGUCACUUGGCGUAAGGCUUUUAGGGAGGUAUGUAGACUACUAGCGAGCGGCCCAGUGCUGAUAGUGUAAGAUAUUGGGAGUUGUAUAUGAGCAAUAUUUAAAAUGAGAUUUCAGUUAGUGUUACGUAAAUAUAAUUAAUUUUCGCUUCGCUUUGUUUACAAAUAUUGCGAAAUUAACUAUCACAAACGCAUAAACUUUUGGACAUUGUCGUUUAUAGCGCUCAAAAUUCCGUCCAUUCAAAUUAACAGAGGUAUCUAUUUAAAAAAAAAUCUUUGUGUACUUAUAAAAGCUUUUUAGACGAAAAGUGCCUUUCGUAUUGCUAAAACUGCAGCGUGUUAUAUAGCCUGUCCACUAUUUCAUCAUUUUUCCUCAUAAGAAGCUCACAUGUUCUAUUCGAACGUAGUAAUCACGAUUGAAAUAGAUUGUAUAGCGUCAUUAGUUUCUUGGAAAGUUUUUCUGGUCCUCUUUAUUCUAAGACGAGAUUGUUAUUUUACUGGAAAGCAAUCUUAGUGAUACAUUAAAGAAAUAAUUAAAUCGAAUUAUAAUUGUUAAUUAGAUAAUUAAAGCAUUAAGCGAAAAUAAAUUUCAAAAAAUAUUAACCUUAAAGUUUACAAGUUUGACUAUGUGAU
Cimex lectularius (bed bug) is the source of this 3257-nucleotide messenger RNA. Its product is annotated as WSCD family member AAEL009094. The record is from RefSeq and is a predicted model, not a curated record. Lineage: Eukaryota; Metazoa; Arthropoda; Insecta; Hemiptera; Cimicidae. The coding region runs from base 289 to 1374 and encodes 361 amino acids. The transcript is spliced from 7 exons.